Messenger RNA from Scomber japonicus (chub mackerel), 3024 nucleotides. RefSeq names its product kinesin family member 28 (gene kif28). Gene Ontology annotation, molecular function: ATP hydrolysis activity; ATP binding; microtubule binding. The transcript is spliced from 27 exons. The coding region runs from base 1 to 3024 and encodes 1007 amino acids. Gene Ontology annotation, biological process: microtubule-based movement; cytoskeleton-dependent intracellular transport. The record is from RefSeq and is a predicted model, not a curated record. Gene Ontology annotation, cellular component: kinesin complex; microtubule. NCBI's taxonomy places the organism in Eukaryota, Metazoa, Chordata, Actinopteri, Scombriformes, Scombridae.
AUGAAGGGUAAAGCAUCAGACAUGUACAGCAAGGACUGUGUCAAAGUGGCCAUCAGAGUCAGACCGUUCAACAAGAGAGAAAGAGAUGCAGGCAGCUGCUGUAUUGUUUCCAUGGUAUCAAGCUCCAUCACCAUCCAGGACCCCCGUGACUCCCAGAGCCGCCGGUCGUUCUGCUUUGACUAUGCCUACUGGUCCCACAGCGGCUUCGCUCAAGACCGCAGUGGACUCUAUCUGCCUGAAGAGCCUGGAGGACGAUACGCAGACCAGGACAGUGUGUUCCAGGACCUGGGUGUAGGAAUACUGGAGAAUGCAGUGCAGGGCUACAAUGCCACACUGUUGGCCUAUGGACAGACGGGGUCGGGGAAGAGUUACUCGAUGGUGGGAUACGGGCCAAAUAAAGGCCUGGUUCCUAAACUCUGUGACCGACUAUUUCAGGUCAUUAGAGAAAACCAGGAUACCAGACAAUGCCAGGUAUUUUUCAGUAUGUUGGAAAUCUAUAAUGAGCAGGUGGUCGACCUGCUGUCUCGGGCUUCACGAACUCCAGGGGGGCUCAGAGUCAGAGAGGAGCAGCAAAGAGGCUUCUAUGUGGAGGGUCUCCGUACAGUCCCCUGUGACAGUGCACAACAGGUGGAGCAGUUGAUGGAACAGGGGACCAGGACCAGAACCACUGCUGCUACUCACAUGAACGCCAACAGCAGCCGCUCACACAUGCUCAUCAUCCUCCAGCUCAAACAGAUCUUUUCUAAAGAGAGCAUCACAAAGCAGUCUAACAUUAACCUGGUGGACCUGGCUGGCAGUGAGCGCCAGCGGUCAUCAGGGUCAGAGGCUGACCGACUCAAAGAGGGCACGGCCAUCAACCUGAGCCUCACCACGCUGGGCAAUGUCAUCAGCACCCUCGCUGAUGUGGCGGUGGGGAAGAAAGUCGUCCAUAUUCCUUACAGAGACUCAGUUCUCACGAAGUUGCUACAGUCUGCUCUGGGAGGCAACAGUCGCACUGUUAUGAUUGCCACACUGAGCCCUGCUGACAUCUGCUAUGAGGAGUCUUUGUCAACUCUGCGUUAUGCUGAGAGGGCAAAGCGCAUCCAGAACCGGGCUGUGGUGAAUGAGAGCCCCACUGAGCGUCUAGUUAAGGAGCUAAAGGCAGAGAAUGCCAGACUGCUGCAACGACUGAGCCGGCUGGGCCACGAGGGCCGCAGAACUAAUGACGAGACCAAGGAGCUCCGUCAGCUUUUGACCCACAAUGAGCUCCAGAUUAGAGCCAUUCAGACUCUGUGGGAACAACACCUGCAAGAGGCACUGAAGGACUGGGAGCAACAGUAUGCUAACAUCACACAGGAGAGGAGAAUGAUGCAGAUGCAUCCCUACAUCCUGAACAUCAACGAGGAUGCUCAGCUGUCAGGAGUGGUCAAGCUUUUCAUCCAGGAGGGUGAAUGGGGCAUUGGCCUCUGUGACUCCUCCCCAAGAUCCAUCUCUAUCAAGGGUUUAGGCAUCCAGGAACAUCAUGCUGCAUUCAGGAACGAACAGCGCCGGGUAACACUGACUCCACUAGCAGGGUCAAAGGUCAUUGUUAAUGGCAAUUCUGUCUCUCAGACAACUGAGCUGCAGCACCUGGAUCGGCUCAUUCUUGGGUCCAACUGCACCUACCUUUUCAUCGGUUUUCCAUCUGAAAGGGGAGGGGAUGACUGGAGCCGCUAUGACUACGACUACUUCCAGUCUGAGCUGGCUGCUGCUGAGGGCAUCCACCUGGGUGAGUCCAGUGCGGGGUCCAGUCAGACAGACCCCAGUCUGCUGGCCGUCUUCUAUGACUAUAUCAAAUUGAUGCCCAUGGUGGCUGAAGUCAACCAAAUGAGCCAGGAGCUGAAGAAGGGGGUGGAGUUCAAGCUGGAGAUCAAGAAUUUGGCACUGUCAGAUUCAAAAGGCCACGAUCUGGAGAAAGAGAUUGUUAUCAGAGUCACCUCUGUGGGAAGCAAACAGGUUUGGAUGUGGUCAAAGGCCAAGUUUGUUAACCGUAAGUUCCUGAUGGAAGACGUCUACCAGCAGCAUCAGGGGCUGUCUGCAGCUGCUUUACCCAGAGAUAAAGACCCCUUCUGGGAUCCAAUGGAGCCUCUGCUCCUGGGUACUGCUCACCUCUGGCUCCAGUCUUUGGCCUUCCGCAUCCCUCUAGAGGAGCAACUGGAGGUGCUGGGGUCAGAGGGGACAGAGGAGGCCAUUCUACAAGCACAGCUGGUCCCCUGUUCCUCCACUGGACUCCCUCUGGGUGAAGACGACAUCCUGAUUGACCCGUCUGAGUUACUGGGUCGACGACUGGACUUUCAGCUGUUCCUGGAACAGUGUUGUGGGCUCCGCUGGAUCAGAGAGGCUCGCAAUAGAGGAGUCCAAAUUGGUUUCAGGUUAUUUGACUGCAGCCAGCCUCUCUACACUCCAGCUGUGUGGCACAAUGUCAAUCCUCUGUUGGAUCACAGAGUUCACUUUGCCUCCCUCCACACCUCCCAACAUCUCCUGGACUACCUAGAGAGCAGUGCUGUCGUUCUGGAGCUCUGGGGCCUUCAAGAGGGUUGUACUGACUUGGUGUCGUCUCUGGACGGUGUGAGGAUGACCACAGAAGGCGUCUUCAUCAUCGAUGAGGCAGGCCCGACAGACACUAUUGACUUGGAGGAGCUGAAAAGCAUAAAUGGUUCCCUGAAGAUGGAGAAUCAGAGUCUGAGAGAACAGCUCAACACAGCCAGGAACGGUGGGGAGGGUGUGCGUGGUCGGUCGGUUCGUCCCAGCUGUGAUGCAGAGUUUGCUCGUGCUCUCAAGGUUUUCUACCACAACAUGACCUCAGUGAGGGGUCAGCUGCAGCGCCUGCGCAGACACAGACCCAGCGAGGAAUCUGACCUGCUGGGGCUCCGAUUGUUUGUGGAUGAGCAGAGCCGUCUGCUGAGAGACUUCUCAGAGCAGCUGGAGCAGAGUGUCUCCACACUCAAACAAGAUGUAGCCGCCAUUGUUCGCCGGAAACGAGAACGAUCAGGAAUCUGGUCAUGA